This is a messenger RNA of Anopheles marshallii, 2127 nucleotides long. RefSeq names its product hexamerin-1.1-like. Bases 1 to 2127 code for a protein of 708 amino acids. The record is from RefSeq and is a predicted model, not a curated record. The transcript has a single exon. NCBI's taxonomy places the organism in Eukaryota, Metazoa, Arthropoda, Insecta, Diptera, Culicidae.
AUGAGAACGUUUGUGGUGUUUGUUCUGGGUGCGACGUUGGCACUCGCUGCGGGUGCGUUCGUGCCCAGCACGAGCCAGGUGAAGUACGCCGAGAAGGAGUUCCUGCACAAGCAGGAAGACCUGCUGCUACUGUUCCGCCAUCUGUACGAGAAGGACUGGAAUCCGCAGCUGGUGGCGUACGCCAAGAACUUCCACUUCAAGGAAAGUGCCGAGCUGUUCCAGCACGAACCGACCGUCCAGUGGGCGAAAAAGCUGUGGUCGUACUACGAGCAUGGCCUGCUGCCGAAGGGCGAAGUAUUCUCCGUGUACGAUGAGGUGCACCGUGAGCAGGCCGUCGCACUGUUCCGCGUGCUGUACCACGCGAAGGAUUGGGAAACGUUCUACAAGGUCGCGGCCUGGGCCCGGUACUACGUCAACGAAGGUAUGUUCGUGUACGCGCUGACCGUGGCCGUCACGCACCGUCCCGAUCUGGCCGGCUUUGCCCUGCCCGCACCGUACGAAAUCAGCCCGUACCACUUCAUCAACACCGAGGUGAUCCAGAAGGCGCAGCAGUACAAGAUGCAGGGCUAUUACGGCAUGAAGAAGGUCGACGGUGUCUACACGGUGACCAUCCCCAGCAACUACACCGGCUGGUACAUGCAUACCAACGCGGAGCAGAAGAUCUCCUACUUCACGGAGGACAUUGGGCUGAACAGCUACUACUACUAUCUGCACACGGACUACCCGUUCUGGCUCGGUGGGGAGCAGUUCGGGCUGAGCAAGGACCGUCGCGGUGAGCUGUAUCUGUACGAGCACCAGCAGAUUCUCGCCCGCUACUACCUCGAGCGCUUGUCGAACGAUCUUGGCCAUGUGCCGGAGUUCUCGUGGUGGUCACCGAUCCCGACCGGCUACUAUCCGGACCUGCAGUACUACAACGGUCACAGCUUCCCGGCGCGCGACAACUACUACCACGUGGACCAGGAGUCGAACUACCGCGAAAUCCGCCAGGUGGUGGACUACGAGAAGCGUCUGCGGGAUGUGAUCGAUCAGGGUUUCUUCGUGCUGCCGGACGGUAAGAAGGUGAACCUGAGCACACCGGAGUCGGUGGACGUGCUGGGCAACCUAAUUCAGGCCAAUCCCGACAGUUACGAGCAUCGGUUCUACAAGUACGUGGCGAUGUUUGCCCGCAUCAUCAUGGGUGCGGCCAUCGAGCCCGUCGAGCCGUACCAGGUGAUUCCGAGCGCGCUGGAGCACUACGAGUCGGCCAUGCGUGAUCCGGUGUUUUACCAGAUCUACAAGCGCAUCGUCGGCUACUACCACCAGUUCAAGGAGCAUCUGCCGGAGUACACGUACGACGAGCUGUACUACCCGGGCGUGAAGGUCGACGGUGUGGUGGUGGACAAGCUGCAGACGUACUUCGACCGUUUCGAUGUGGACAUUACCAAUGCGAUCGACAUCGAGCCGGAACCGUACGUGCCGGGCAAGUACGAUGGCUUCGGUGAGAUCGAGUACAAGCCGGAUCCGGUCGUGAUUAAGGCGCGCACCGUACGCCUCAACCACAAACCGUUCGCGUACAAGAUCAGCCUGACGGCGGAGAAAGUUGGCAAGGCGGCGGUACGCGUCUUCCUCGGCCCGAAGUACGACGAGUACGGUGGGCAGUACACGCUGAACGAGAACCGCGAGAACUUCUACGAGCUGGACUACUUCGUGCAGGAGCUGACCGCGGGUAAGAACGUGAUCACGCGCACCUCCGUCAACUUCAACGGCUACGUGAAGGAUCGCACCUCGUUCUAUGAGCUGUACCGCAGCGUGAUGGCUGGGUACACCGGUGCGGAGCGCUACCAGCUCGACAUGUCCGAGGCUCACUGUGGCUUCCCGAACCGGCUCAUGUUGCCGAAGGGUAAGAAGGGCGGCAUGCCGUUCCAGCUGUUCGUGAUCGUGUCACCGUACAAGGCGCCGCAGGUGUCGCAGUACACCGGGUUCGAUCCGGUGCUGUCGUGCGGUGUAGGUUCCGGCGCACGCUACAUGGACACGUACGCAUUCGGCUAUCCGUUCGAUCGGCCGAUCGAUGAGUCGGUGUUCUACGGUGUGCCGAACGCAUUCUUCCAGGACGUCGUCGUUUACCACAAGCCGGAGGGUGAUCUGUAG